This is a messenger RNA of Episyrphus balteatus (marmalade hoverfly), 752 nucleotides long. RefSeq lists its product as uncharacterized. Lineage: Eukaryota; Metazoa; Arthropoda; Insecta; Diptera; Syrphidae. The record is from RefSeq and is a predicted model, not a curated record. The transcript has 3 exons. Bases 82 to 594 code for a protein of 170 amino acids.
CGAAAUGUGAAUUUGAAUCAUUCACUUGCAACAGGUCUUCGUGUGAAGACCGCAAAAUUGUUAAUAAAUUUUCAUUUCGAUAUGAACCUCUUGUUAAUUGUGUUUUUAACGCUUGCAAGCUCAAGUCUAGCUGCCAUAGAUACGACUUGUAAAAACCCUGGAGAAUACUGCUUGAACCAUUGGGAUUGUUGUACGAAUACCUGCCUCUCAUACCUUUACAAAUGCUCGAGUAUCCCAGCGCAGAUGAAUAGUUUCAGCCAGUCGUCGGCACCAGCUUUCCAAUCUCCAGCUUACUAUGCCCCAGCUAGUCCAACAGUUGAAACCUUGUCCUACGAAGGUUUGCUAGACUUCAUCUUCACCCCUCUGAGGGUGAUGGUAAAUGCAAUUGGGAGUGAAGAUAAUUCCAUUAAAUCACGUUUGGGGGAUGAAGCAGAUGAGGAGGAGCAAGAAACCAAGACGGAGAACCAAGUUAUCACCACAACAGACGGUCCCUCAACCCAGCCGCAAUGCAUGGAGAUUGGAUCGAAGUGUUAUUUCAAUGAAGAUUGUUGCACCAAGCGAUGUCAUGGAUUCCUACAUCAGUGUGUGACUUAGAAUUGCGAUUCUCGGCAAGGGCAAGAAUCUUAUCGAAAUCGUACGAGAGUAUUUAUUUAUAGUUUUCAUAUGAAAAAUUCUGAGAUAGUAGUUUAUUAAGAAGAAAAAAAAAAUAAACAAAAUAAACGUGUUUUUAUUAAAAAAUUAAACAAAAAAGU